Dreissena polymorpha is the source of this 3522-nucleotide messenger RNA. RefSeq names its product serine/threonine-protein kinase Chk1-like. Gene Ontology annotation, cellular component: nucleus. Bases 183 to 1616 code for a protein of 477 amino acids. The record is from RefSeq and is a predicted model, not a curated record. Gene Ontology annotation, molecular function: protein serine/threonine kinase activity; ATP binding. The transcript has 14 exons. Lineage: Eukaryota; Metazoa; Mollusca; Bivalvia; Myida; Dreissenidae. Gene Ontology annotation, biological process: protein phosphorylation; DNA damage checkpoint signaling.
AAAUAUUCCCAAAAGGAAGGAAUAAUCCGAACAUGUUGUCUAUUUUCUAAAGUGCAUAUCUGCAAGUAAACAAAUAAAACAAGCACUGAAACUGAACACUUCAAGCUAAAAUGUACGAAGAAGAAUAAUUGAAGGCUCUGAUUCUCAAUACUGGGCCAGCGAGGAUGACUUAGACCGAAGACAUGACGAGUGUGACUGCCUUUGUGGAGGGAUGGGACUUUGUUCAGACCCUUGGGGAAGGGGCUUAUGGCGAGGUGAAGCUGGCAGUGAACAAUGAGACGCAGGAGGCCGUGGCUGUAAAAAUCAUCAACUUGGAGCGCAUGCCACAGGCAGAAGAGAACGUACGCAAAGAGGUGUGCGUUCACAAGAUGUUGAAGCACGACAGCAUCAUCAAGUUCUACGGUUUCCGUAAGGAUGAGAACAUCCAGUACAUUUUCUUGGAGUAUGCAAGCGGUGGGGAAUUAUUUGACCGAAUAGAGCCUGACCUGGGAAUGCCAGAAGUUGAUGCAUCACGAUACUUCAAACAGCUCAUAAUGGGCGUAGAGUACCUUCAUGAGCGUGGUGUCACCCACAGGGACCUGAAACCCGAAAAUCUGUUACUAGAUGACUUUGACAACCUGAAAAUAUCAGAUUUCGGACUCUCGACAGUGUUUAGGUACCAAGGUCGCGAACGGUUGUUAGAAAAGUGUUGUGGGACAGUGCCUUAUGUGGCCCCUGAAGUGAUAAGCCGGAAACCGUACCACGCUGAACCCGCGGAUAUUUGGUCGUGUGGAAUCAUACUCGUAGCGUUGCUGGCAGGCGAGCUUCCCUGGGAUGAGCCCACAUACAGCUGUCAGGAGUACUGUGACUGGAAAGACUGCAAGAUCACCAUCAGUCCAUGGAACAAGAUAGAUACACUGGCCUUGUCGUUAUUGCGCAAGGUUCUGGUGGAGAACGCCAGUAAGCGGCGAACAAUAGAGCAGAUCAAGAAACACCAGUGGUACAACAAGAACUUCAACAAACACAGAGGAGCCUCAGGCUUACAGUCAGGUUCCCCAAGCGACUCCUCAUGUGGAACCAGGCCUUUCAAGCGCCAGUGCACCGACCAGGACGGUGACCUAUCAAGGAUCUGCAACUCCCAGCCAGAGUUGCCCCCCAUGCAGCCCCGCAGUCAGCUGUCCAGUCUUGACGACCUGGGUCCCGCUAUCAGCUUCUCCCAGCCCCUUCAUCCCGAUCACAUGGUGCUGUCUCAGUUACCCUGCACCCCUGGCAACUCACAGACCCCAAUGCAGAAACUUGUUCGGCGCAUGACAAGAUUUUUUGUUAAAACUGACAAGACGGAGACCCUAGUUGAGCUGGAUCGUGCCUGCGAGACCCUCGGGUACUCUGCUCGCAGGGGAAGCCCUGGUUUUACGACAAUAAGUACGAAGGACAAGAGAGCUAUGCCACUGGUGUUCAAAGCCUGCCUGAUGGAAAUGGGAGAGAAUCUGCUGCUGGAUUUCAGACUGUCAAAGGGCGAUGGGUUGGAGUUCAAGCGCCACUUCAUGAAGCUUCGUCAUCACAUGAAGAAAGUGACCAGUCGAGUUCCGCCACAGUUUCCUCUGGUGCCAACUCAACAAUCACAACCAGUCUUGUGAUGGAGCAAAACAUUCGGGAACUUGGCUUGAUUGACAUGCGGAGGUUUUCAAAGAGGGCUAGUGAUUUUCCAUUAAUUCCUCAGAAUACCGCCUUCACAGUGUGGAUGCAUGAUAGUUGUUUGUUCUCAACUUUGAUAGUUGUGAAAGUCGAGCGGCUUGGUGAGACCUGUAUGGAUAUUUACCUCCCCUUGAGGUGCUCCAGUAAUCAUAUCAAAAACAUAUCAGGGACAUACAUGCAAGAACUAUUGAAAUUGUGUUACUGCAUUUUGAAAAGCGUCUUCAAACUAAAGUGAAGCGCUUUUUGGGGCAUUAUUUUGUAGCCGUUAUUGGGUCGUUUUCUCAAUCGCAACAUAUGUUUGACCCAAAUCCAAUCAUUUCCAAUUGUUGUUUUUUUCCUUUCGGUGUUUAGUAAUGGAGAUGAUAAGUCUAGAAAUGAAGUGUUUUAAAGUUAUGAUAUAAUUUAACUGAUACGUUUAAGUUUGGAAUUUACUGGUUUAUGUAAGUUUUGUCACUAAGAGUUCAAAAUUUAUAAAUCAAACUAUUUAUUUCCCAAUUAGGAAUAAAUUGAAGCUAAAUAUUCACAUUUUACAGGUAUAGAUCAUACUCCCAAAAAGAUGAGAAAAGGCUCUGGAAGUUAAACAUUUAAUCUUGUAAUUUUGUACGAUCAAUGUAAUUUAAAGACUGUGAAAAUUGUGUUGUCAGAAGUUUAAAUGGAAACAUACAAAUUAAUUACUAAUUUGCAUAGCAGUGAUUUAUGUAAGAUAUUGACUGAUUUGUUUGUUGCCGUUACCAGAACUUUAAGUUUGAAAGAUUUUGCUGACACAGUAAAUGUGAGUGAUGAUUUGCACAACUAUAUCUGUGAAUGUUGUGCUUAAUCGUGGAUGUUCAUGAUUCAAUGCUGUCUGAGUUGUGUCAACAGGGGUUUUACUGCUAUUUAUAAAAGGACGUAAAACGUACCUGAUCCCAAUGCAAACAGACCUGAUCUCAAACCAAAAAUGUAUAAAUAAAAUCCUUAUUUAUUUAUUUUUUUUCGAAGGUGUCUAAAGAUUAUUACAUCACAAUUUAUUUUAUUAACAUCUAAUAAAGUAUAUAACUUUUUAUGCCCCCCUUCGAAGAAGAGGGGGUAUAUUGCUUUGCUCAUGUCGGUCGGUCGGUCCGUCCGUCCACCAGGUGGUUGUCAUACGAUAACUCAAGAACGCUUGGGCCUAGGAUCAUGAAACUUCAUAGGUACAUUGAUCAUGACUCGCAGAUGACCCCUAUUGAUUUUGAGGUCACUAGGUCAAAGGUCAAGGUCACGGUGACCCGAAAUAGUAAAAUGGUUUCCGGAUGAUAACUCAAGAAUGCAUACGCCUAGGAUCAUGAAACUUCAUGGGUAGAUUGAUCAUGACUCGCAGAUGACCCCUAUUGAUUUUGAGGUCACAAGGUCAAAGGUCAAGGUCACGGUGACCCGAAAUAGUAAAAUGAUUUUCGGAUGAUAACUCAAGAACGCUUUUGCCUAGUUUUCGAUGUGUUGGUAACUCUGCCCUGCCUUCAUUUAGAUUGAUCUCGGUACAAUUUAUAAACAUUUCAUUAUCAUUAGCACUUUGCUUUUUGAGUGGUUACUCCUCCGUUGUUAUAUGAAUAAUUUAGUGAAAAUGUUAAAUGUGUUAAAAUAUUGUUCCAAAAUAUUUUAUAACACUCAAUAGUGAUGCAAUCAGAUUCCGGACUUUUGUUAUUUGGCAUUUCUUAACGAGCUUGUCAAUAUUCAUAUUCAGUUUGUAAUCCUUCACAUACUUGUUAUUCCACUUCCUUUAAAGCAUGAUGUGUUAUUUUAAAGAGGUUGUUAUUUUCAACAUUCUUUCGUUUAUAGUGUUUCGCAAAAUAGGCUUCUUCUAUUAUUUGACUUUUAUUUGUUAUGUCUUUGCCA